This is a messenger RNA of Tyto alba (common barn owl), 6498 nucleotides long. RefSeq names its product ATPase phospholipid transporting 11B (putative) (gene ATP11B). Gene Ontology annotation, molecular function: magnesium ion binding; ATPase-coupled intramembrane lipid carrier activity; ATP binding. The coding region runs from base 249 to 3722 and encodes 1157 amino acids. Lineage: Eukaryota; Metazoa; Chordata; Aves; Strigiformes; Tytonidae. Gene Ontology annotation, biological process: phospholipid translocation. Gene Ontology annotation, cellular component: plasma membrane; trans-Golgi network; endoplasmic reticulum. The record is from RefSeq and is a predicted model, not a curated record. The transcript is spliced from 30 exons.
CCGGCAGCGCAGCGAGCCGCGGGGUGUCGGCGGCGGCCCUGUGAUGGCGGCGGCGGCGGGGCGCCGGCAGCCGCGGCGGCUGGGAGCGCCGGGGGGGCUGUGCCGCUCCUAACUCGGCGUCGGGCCCCUGCGCCAUGGGGAGGAGCCGCGGCGGGCGGCUGGCCUGAGGUCGGCGGCGACAGCGGAGGAGCGCGGCACUGCCGAAGGGGGGGGCCCCGCCGCGGGGGCCGCGACCCGCCCCGCCGGGGAUGUUGCGGUGGGUCCGGCAGCAGCUGGGUUUUGACCCACCGCAUCAAAGUGAUACAAGAACUAUUUAUAUAGCAAAUCGUUUUCCCCAGCAUGGGCAUUAUGUUCCUCAGAAGUUUGCGGACAACAGAAUCAUAUCAUCCAAGUAUACAGUGUGGAAUUUUGUUCCAAAAAACUUAUUUGAGCAGUUCAGAAGAGUAGCCAACUUUUAUUUUCUGAUUAUAUUUUUGGUUCAGCUCAUGAUAGAUACCCCUACUAGUCCUAUUACCAGUGGAUUGCCAUUAUUCUUUGUCAUAACUGUGACAGCCAUAAAACAGGGUUAUGAAGACUGGCUACGACAUAAAGCAGACAAUGAAGUAAACGGUGCUCCAGUUUAUGUUGUUCGAAGUGGUGGCCUUGUAAAAACUAGAUCUAAAAACAUUCGGGUGGGGGACAUUGUCAGAGUAGCCAAAGAUGAGACUUUUCCUGUUGAUCUGGUGCUUCUGUCAUCUGAUCGAGCCGACGGUUCAUGCCAUGUUACUACGGCAAGUUUGGAUGGAGAGACCAAUCUUAAGACACAUGUUGCAGUCCCAGAAACAGCAGUGUUACAGUCCGUUGCCAACCUGGACAAACUUGUAGCAGUUAUAGAAUGUCAGCAGCCAGAAGCAGAUCUAUACAGAUUUGUUGGACGAAUUACUAUAAGUCAACAAACUGAAGAAAUUGUACGACCUCUUGGACCUGAAAGUCUAUUACUUCGUGGAGCAAGAUUAAAAAACACUAAAGAAAUAUUUGGUGUUGCGGUGUAUACAGGUAUGGAGACAAAGAUGGCAUUAAAUUACAAGAGUAAAUCUCAGAAACGGUCAGCAGUAGAAAAGUCCAUGAAUUCCUUUUUGAUUAUUUAUCUAAUAAUCCUCCUAUUUGAAGCCAUUCUGAGCACUAUUUUAAAAUAUGCAUGGCAAGCUGAAGAAAAAUGGGAUGAGCCUUGGUAUAACGAAAAAACAGAACAUGAAAGAAACAGCAGUAAGAUUCUAAGAUUUAUUUCAGAUUUUCUUGCUUUUCUAGUACUUUACAAUUUUAUCAUACCUAUUUCACUCUAUGUGACUGUUGAGAUGCAGAAAUUUCUUGGAUCUUUUUUUAUUGGCUGGGAUCUUGACCUCUAUCACAAAGAAACAAACCAGAGAGCGCAAGUAAAUACUUCAGAUCUCAAUGAGGAAUUGGGACAGGUAGAGUAUGUGUUUACAGACAAAACUGGUACGUUAACUGAAAAUGAGAUGCAGUUUCGGGAGUGCUCCAUUAAUGGCAUAAAGUACCAAGAGGUCAAUGGUAAACUAACUCCAGAGGGAUUUUCUGAAGAUUCUCCAGAUGGAAAUAGGCACAGUUUGAUGAAAGAGGAAGAACUCUUCUUGAAAGCAGUUUGUCUUUGUCAUACAGUGCAGAUCAAUGCAGAUCAAACAGAUGAUGCUGAUGGUCCCUGGCAUGCCAGUGGAGUAGCAUCCCCGUUGGAGUAUUAUGCUUCUUCACCAGAUGAGAAAGCUUUAGUUGAAGCUGCAAGCCGAGUUGGAGUAGUAUUUAUUGGAACUAGUGGGGACAGCAUGGAAGUAAAAAGUCUCGGAAAACCAGAAAGGUAUAAAUUGCUUCAUGUUUUGGAGUUUGAUCCAAAUCGCAGACGAAUGAGUGUCAUUGUAGAGAGCCCCUCAGGGGAAAAGCUUUUAUUCACAAAGGGAGCCGAAUCUUCCAUUCUUCCACGUAGUAAGAGUGGAGAAAUAGACAAAACAAGGAUACAUGUGGAUGAAUUUGCUUUGAAAGGACUAAGAACUUUGUGUGUAGCCUACAGAAGAUUCACGCCGGAGGAGUAUCAGGAUAUUGGCAAACGCCUUCAUGAGGCCAGGACUGCCUUACAACAACGGGAAGAAAGAUUAGCAGAUGUAUUCAACUUCAUAGAAAGGGAUCUGGAAUUACUUGGGGCUACAGGAGUAGAAGACAAACUGCAAGAGAAAGUCCAAGAAACUAUAGAAGCACUCAGGUUGGCUGGUAUCAAAGUGUGGGUACUCACUGGAGAUAAGCACGAAACGGCUGUUAGUGUCAGUUUAUCAUGUGGACACUUUCAUAGAACCAUGAACAUCCUUGAGCUUGUGCAACACAAGUCAGACAGUACAUGUGCAGAACAACUGAGGCAGCUAGCCAAGAGAAUAAAGGAAGACCAUGUUAUCCAGCAUGGACUGGUUGUGGAUGGGACCAGCCUCUCUCUUGCACUCAGGGAACAUGAAAAACUAUUCAUGGAAGUUUGCAAAAACUGUUCUGCAGUGUUGUGCUGUCGCAUGGCACCCCUUCAGAAAGCAAAGGUAGUGCGACUGUUAAAAACGUCUCCAGAGAAACCUAUAACAUUAGCAAUUGGUGAUGGUGCUAAUGAUGUGAGCAUGAUACAAGAAGCACAUGUUGGCAUAGGAAUCAUGGGCAAGGAAGGAAGACAAGCUGUAAGAAACAGUGACUAUGCAAUAGCACGGUUUAAAUUCCUCUCCAAGUUGCUUUUUGUUCAUGGGCACUUUUACUAUAUUAGAAUAGCAACCCUUGUACAGUACUUUUUUUAUAAGAAUGUGUGCUUUAUUACACCACAGUUUUUAUAUCAGUUCUUCUGUUUGUUUUCACAACAAACGCUCUAUGACAGUGUAUACCUGACUUUGUACAAUAUUUGUUUCACUUCCUUGCCUGUCCUCAUAUACAGUCUUUUUGAACAGCAUGUACAUCCGCAUGUAUUACAGAGUAAACCUGUGCUCUAUCGAGACAUCAGUAAAAAUGCCCAUCUGGGAUUUAAACCAUUUCUUUAUUGGACCAUCUUGGGCUUCUUUCAUGCAUUUGUUUUCUUUUAUGGCUCAUAUCUUCUAAUGGGAGAAGACACUUCUCUGCUGGGAAAUGGCCAGAUAUUGAAACCUAACAGGCAAAUGAUGUUUGGAAACUGGACAUUUGGUACUUUGGUCUUCACUGUUAUGGUUAUAACUGUUACGAUGAAGAUGGCACUAGAAACUCACUUCUGGACAUGGAUAAACCAUUUUGUUACUUGGGGAUCCAUUGUAUUUUAUUUCAUAUUCUCCUUGUUUUAUGGGGGAAUUAUCUGGCCAUUUUUACAUACCCAGGACAUGUACUUUGUAUUUGUUCAACUGUUGUCAAGUGGUUCUGCUUGGUUUGCCAUAAUCCUCAUAGUAGUUGCUUGUUUGUUUAUUGAUGUUGUGAAGAAAGUGCUGUACAGACAUCUGCAACCAACAAGUACUGAAAAAGCUCAGUUUACUGAGGCAGGUUCAGGUAUCAACUGCUUGGACUCCAUGUGCUGCUUCUCAGAUGGGGAAACAACAUGCACAUCUGUUAGAAGAAUGCUGGAACGACUAAUGGGCAGAUGUAGUCCAACCCGGGUCAACAGGUGUGGCAUUUCUCUCAAUAGCCUUUGCUGCAGGCGAUUCUCCUAUAAACUGGAACCUGAUGAGCCUGCAGCAAUAGAUGUCUAGCAAACCAGUUGCAGGUUUUGCUUAUUUAAGUAGGAAAUGCAACUCUUUACUGUAAAUCUUUCAUCCUAAAAGAGGAGUUUCUUGGUUUCUUGUUUCUUUUGGAGCGCUUUCUUUUGGGAUGGGGAGGGGGAAAAACAGUUUUCAAAAGAUUUCUGUUAAAACGUUAAGUUUGGAUUACUGCAAGUUCUUGUGUUGUAUCUAUCGUAAUUUCUCUUGAUUUGUACAUUCUUCUCUUUAGAAAAUCAAGCCUUGUUGCUGUUUUUGUUUUCCUUUUUAUGAUUUUUUUUUUUCUUUGGCAAAUCAGGAGUUGUUUGUAAAGUCGAAAGACUUUUCCCUUUAGUUCCUGAUGUACAACCUCCAAAUAUGUACCUUGGAGCUUGCAUUACUCCUGAAGAUAUACAAAAGACUCACGUUCCCCCCACCCCUUAAAUAUACUUCAUUGUUAGAAGGAGAGUCUUUAAAUCUUUCAGCCAUUGAUUGAUAUGAAGAUGAAAUAUUUUUGUAGUAUAACUUUUAUAAUCUAUUUCUAAAAUCAGAGUAAUUGACUGAACAGAGCCUGCAGGCUCUAAGAAUUUUAAACAUUUUUUUUUGUUGUUGUUCCGGAAGAUAUAUUGUCAAAUCCAUGUGUGCCAUUCCCAAGUAUGUGCUAAAUAAAUCUUUUUUCCUCACCAACCACAUGUGAAACAAACCUCAAUGGGAUCAAAGGACGUUAGAGUAAUUGAAUAUGUCUAAGGAGCAAUAUUGUUCUUGCAGUCAGCAUAACUGUGAGAAAAGCUCUUACUAGAUCUGCUAAUGUGCCAUCUCCCCAUUUCCAAAUAAAGAGGGACUGCUAACAAACAUGGAAAUAUUUGGGGGUAGAAAUAAAAAUAGUCUUUUGUACAUCAUAAUCUCUCAGUCCCUGAAUGAUAUCAUGGUCCUUCAUUGGUCAAAAGGCAAACCUGAGAUGGUUGCAUGUCACAUGUUUUAAAGGAAAUUCAUUUUGUAUCUGAACUUUGUCUCUUUUGGUUAAAGGUUGUGAUAUCAUUCAUUCAGUAUAAAAUCUUGUGUGGGUAAUUUUCACUGACAAGCUUUUGUCAGUUCUGAUUCUACCUUUAGGUAUUGACAUGGUGUGUAGUACAUCUCUGUUUUGAACUCUUGUGUUGAACACAGUGUCUGUGGUUUCAGUCUGUUUCUCUCUUCUAGCUUGCUUAUGAAAUUUAUUCAACGUUUCUACAAAUCUAGGGUAUGAUUAUGCAAAAUGCUUCAUUCCAUAUGAAAAAUGAACUGUUACGAUUAAGUACGUUUUUAAUUCAAACUCUUGCUGUAUAGAAAGUGGGCAUGAUGUAUAAAAUAAACAAUUUAAUAGAAUUUUUAAUCUACAAGGUGAACAUUUAAUUGGUCUAAAAAUCAACAUUUUGGCAGCAGUUGCUCUAAGUUUUUAGGAUUUUUUUUCCACUUCUUUGUAAAACUGUGCUUUCCAAAUGAGGAAUUUAUGCUACUUUUUUUCAUUUAUUAUUAUCUAAUUAGGGCAGAUUUUUAGUUAACCAUUUGCCUUAGUAACAUAUAGUCUUGUAAGGUAGGUAUUCGGUGUUUUAUUUUCUCCAGUGCAUUUACAUUUUUAAAAUUUCCUCUAUUUUCUACUCAAUUUUUCUUUCUUUAAGAACUUAGAAAUAUUUAUUAAAGAUAAAUCAUAUUUGACAGAAUAUUAAACACUUUUUGAAGACUGCUUUUUCUCAGGUUUCUUGCCAGUUUACCUCAUGUAAUUUUCAGAUGAAGUUCCAUCUAGCUGAGUAAUCUUAGAGUUGCUAGAACACGGAAGUUAGUAUUUUGUUUAAUGUAUAUGCGAAACAGUUGGUGCUACAGUAAGGGCUUGAAGUUCUGUAGUUUUUGCUUCUGCCUCUGGUUGAAAUGACUGAACCAUCUUCUAGUUUCACUUAAACUUACGUACAGUACAACUAGAAAAGACACUGUUUAAAAUUUCAGUCUUUCUUACUUUCUUUGAUAACUUCAGUUUCUUCCACUCAGCACUGACACUGAAAACCUAGUCUAAAAGUCAAGGUACUAAGAUUAUUUUUUCCCUUACACUUUCCUGGUGAUAUUUGAAAGUCUUUGUUGAUCUUUUAAUGUGCAAAUUGCUUAAAUCACAUGAGGCAGUUACAGGUUGUGAAAUGCUGAAGGUACAGUUAAGAAAUCUAUUUGAUGAUUUUAAAAUGCUUUUAAAAUUGAUUAGCAUUUGUUGAUGAGCUGGAGUUGCUUUCAUUUUUACCUAAAGCUGAUAUCUUUAGAAGAUCGCGCAAUCCCAAACAGGAUGGCCUUUUGAGCACUUACGUUUUAUAAAACAGCUUCUUAUUCAACCAGAGGGUAGCUGCAAAUCAUUUUUCUUGAAUGAAGUGGUGUUGGUAAAAAAGUUGUCUACGAGAGUGCUGUAGAACGAAGAGCACUGUUUUAAAUGUUGCUGUAGUAGCGCGUUGUAUUCUGUGCUCCUGAUAUUCUGUCAAAUAUGAUAUUGUCAGAUACGGUAACUGAACAUGAAAUCAAACGUGGUAUCAAAUAUUGAUAGAAACUUUGAUGAAUCAAGGUAGUACAAAUGCUUGGAGUAGUGGGCCACAGGAAUAUACACUCUCUUGUACUUAAUGCUUGUAAAAUGUAUAUGAGAAGUAUUUUCUAUAUAACUUCAUUUACCAGUUAAUAUAUAAAUGUGUGGUGUGGUAUGAUAAAAAUGCAUUUUUGUCUGUCUGUUCCAUCAAAUUGUCUGUCAACUUGUCAGUCACUAAAAUAUUAAGAAUGCUGGAUUACA